UAUUUUAUAUUCAAUGCAAAAAUUUUCCAGAGUUGAGCAGAACAAAAUGGCGGUGGUGAAAGCCGUAAUUCUUAUUGCGGGCCCACAGAAAGGGACAAGGUUUCGUCCAUUAUCCCUUGAUGUGCCCAAACCUUUGUUUCCUGUUGCUGGUAUACCAAUACUUCAACACCAUAUUGAAGCUUGUGCCAGUGUUCCGGAGAUCAAGGAGAUACUGGUUCUAGGGUUCUAUCCUGCUCAUGAGCUCUCCACCUUUAUCCAGGAGAUGUCAGAGAUCCACUCCUCCACUUCCAUCAGAUACCUACAGGAGUAUUCUCCCUUGGGAACAGCUGGAGGAAUAUAUCAUUUCAGAGAUCAGAUCAGAGCUGGUAAUCCAGACGCUUUCUUCGUCAUGAAUGGAGAUGUUUGCGCGGACUUUCCAUUGAAGCCGAUGCUUGAGUUCCACCAAGGGAAGGUUGACUGUAUUGCUACAAUGAUGGGAACUGAAGCUACACGACAACAAUCGGUUAAUUUUGGUUGUAUUGUAGAGGAUAAGAAUACACAUAGUAUUCUUCACUAUGUGGAAAAGCCUGAAACCUAUGUGUCUACCUUGAUCAACUGCGGAGUGUAUAUAUUCUCGCAGCAGAUUUUUCAAAUGCUACAGACAAUAUUUCAAGCAAAGCAGACGGAGUUUUACUCGGGCCUUGAUGGGAAGAAGGACGCCGUGUUUGAAAAGGACGGACGGGACGCAAUCUGGCUGGAGAAGGACGUUAUGGUCCCGUUAGCGGGGACUAAUACGUCCUAUGUGUACUUGACCAACAAUUGGUGGAGUCAGGUGAAAACUGCUGGAAGCGCUAUCUAUGCUAACCGGCAUUACUUAAACUUGUAUAGAAAUAACUAUGUAGGAAGGCUGGCUCAGGAUAGAAAAAAAGGUCCGACAAUUAUCGGGGAUGUUUUUAUUCAUUCUACAGCUAAAGUAGAUCCAUCUGCAGUAAUAGGUUGGAGUAAUAAUGAAGGGGACUGGAGUAAGGUACUCCUACUAACUUUACCUCUUGUAUUAGGUUGGAGUAGUAUAGUAGGGGACUGGAGUAGGGUAGAGGGUACUCCUGAUGAUCCAAACCCAAACAAACCUUUCGCAAAAAUAGAAAACAAUCCUCUGUUCAACAGUGCAGGUCAAAUGAAUCCUUCCAUAACGAUCCUCGGAGGUCACGUAAUAGUUCCUUCGGAGGUUAUUAUCCUCAACUCUAUAGUUUUACCACACAAGGAGUUAAGUGGCAGCUACAAGAACCAAAUAAUUCUGUGAUUUAUACACUAUUUAUGUUGAAUUGGCUGGGUUUUUUGAAUUCACUGUUUUCGGCACUGUUGUUUCCUAUGGUACAAACCAAAAAAAAAAUUUGAAAGUUUUAUUUUUAGAAAUUUUAAGAUUUAUUAUUUAUAUUUUGCACUCGUAUGUUUUGUUCAAAUAGGUUUCUAUUUUCAG
This is a messenger RNA of Eurytemora carolleeae, 1456 nucleotides long. RefSeq names its product mannose-1-phosphate guanyltransferase alpha (gene Gmppa). The transcript is spliced from 13 exons. NCBI's taxonomy places the organism in Eukaryota, Metazoa, Arthropoda, Copepoda, Calanoida, Temoridae. Gene Ontology annotation, cellular component: cytoplasm. The coding region runs from base 14 to 1279 and encodes 421 amino acids. The record is from RefSeq and is a predicted model, not a curated record. Gene Ontology annotation, biological process: biosynthetic process.